Molecule: messenger RNA, 2000 nt
Organism: Oncorhynchus gorbuscha (pink salmon)
Lineage: Eukaryota; Metazoa; Chordata; Actinopteri; Salmoniformes; Salmonidae
Exons: 6
Coding region: 1-819 (272 amino acids)
Biological process (GO): regulation of telomere maintenance via telomere lengthening; telomere capping
Cellular component (GO): shelterin complex
Molecular function (GO): telomeric repeat DNA binding
Source: RefSeq, a predicted model, not a curated record
AUGUCAGCAUUCAUGUGGCAAGUGGCUCAGCAGCAUAUUGUAAAGCAUUAUGGGAAGCUGGAGGAGUUUGUGACUUUGGUGACAGAGAUGGUUCCAGAGCUACUGAGUUCCAGGCAGAGGACCCAACUUCUUCUGGGUCUGAGAGCAAGGCUGGUACUGGAGUUGUGUCUCAGUGAGAGCACAGCUGACCUCGUGACCAUCCAGCCUCACCUGGACAAAAUCCAUUAUUUGACCGAAUACGCUGUACACAAAGAGAGUAAUGAUGAUGAGUUGGAGGCUACAGAGUCUAACUUUGUGGAGUUGGUCCAAACCCUGCUGGAAGACCCGUCUGAGCGGGAGCACUUCUUCCAGGAGGUGUUCCUAGCACACUAUGGCCCUCGGUAUGACACCGCACUGCAGGUACUGGUGUGGGAGUUCCUCUCCAGACUGGAGGAGCUGCUACCUGUACCAGACUUCACACAGACAGCAGCAUGGCUUGGUAAUGCCCCCUCUGUCGUGGAGGAAUGUGGAAGCACCAUAUUUGACACUGAAGAGCUGAAGACUCUUCUGCAGCACCAUCAGCAUCAUGGAAACCUGAAAAGAGGAUUGAAUAGUGACAUGGAAUCCCAGGUCCUUGCCUGCUCCCUCUGCUCAUUCUCUCACAGUGAUAUGGCAAAACUCCACCAGCACAUCAGGAUUAGGCAUCGAGGAGAGGACCGAAAGCUUCGACGCCCUAAAGAAUCUGGGACUGAAAAGCACCUUCCCUCAAGCAGAACAAAACUGCUUCACCAGCACAUCAGGACUAGGCACCAAGGAGAUGAACAGAAGUGUCAACACUGAAGAAUCUGGGACUGAAAACCUUCACUCAAGCACAACGAUUAUCCCCCAUAGACCCAAUAACAUGACUCUAAGCUGCCCUCAUUGUGGGAAUUACAUUUACAUUUAAGUCAUUUAGCAGACGCUCUUAUCCAGAGCGACUUACAGAUUGGUGCAUUCACCUUAUGACAUCGAGUGGAACAGUCACUUUACAAUAGUGCAUCUAAAUCUAAAGGGGGGGGUGAGAGGGAUUACUUAUCCUAUCCUAGGUAUUCCUUAAAGAGGUGGAAUGUUUACCAAAACCUCAACUCUCUGAAAAAACACAUAAGAAUUCACACAUUUCCAUUCUGUUGUAACCAGUGUGAGAGAAGAUUUUCUACCAGAUUAGGUCUCAAAAGACAUCAGCGAGCUCACACAGGGGAAAGACCAUUCAAAUGCUCUCACUGUGACCGGAGAUUCAUGUGUGCAUAUUCACUCAAAAUGCAUGUACGCACACACACUGGGGAGCGUCCCUACUCUUGCACUAUUUGUGGGAAAACAUCUGUCCAACAUCUAGCAAGACACAUGCGGAUGCAUGCAGGGGAGAAAAACUAUUUAUGUAGCAUCUGUGGUAAGGCAUUCCUUAGCUCAGGAGAACUGAGGCUGCAUACAUGAUCACACACAGGAGAAUGUCCCUACACCUGUGAACAUUGCGGAAGGGAUUUCAAAGCAGCAUGCCAUCUUCAGAUUCAUAUACGAAGAUUUCACACAGGGGAGCGUCCAUACCCCUGCACCCUGUGCACAAAACGUUUUGUCAUUCUCAGGGAACUUAAAAGACACAUGUUAAUUCACACGGGUGAGAAAGGUCACAAAUGCUCCAAGUGUGGGAAGAGUUUUUCUUUAAAGGAAUCUCUGAAAACACAUCUUAAAAGUCAUGGAUUGUAAGACGUUCUAGACAGAUCAUAUUAGUUAUGCAUAAAGUCUUGUAGACGGUAUUACUUCUUUCCCCCACAGGUCAGGCGUUAUGGGUGGGUCUUAGGGGGCCUGGCUCGUCCGACUGUACCUCUUUUCCCAUCCAAAUAAAAUAUUGAAAUAUUUAUCAUGUAGUUGACCGAGAUGCGCGGCGACAGAAAGACUCAAUCUAAAUUAAAGAAUCCGAGCGAGCUAAAUUGCGUCCCUCUCACAAUAUGUGAAAAACAUAUACAGUACCAGUCAAAAGUGUAGAC